GGGUCCAGGAGUUGGCAUCAGGACCAGCUCAGGAUUUAGACCUGGAAGUGCUUCCGGGGCGGAGGACUUUGGGGGCAGAGGAGGGCGUGGGUGCGUCUGGUAUGGGAUGCCAUGGAAAGGAGGAGGCCCUCCUAAAUAGAUCCGUGGGUGGUUCCUUUGACUCUUCUAUCAUUUUGCCCUUUGCUUUGCCGAAGAGAGAGACCCCAUGGUCUCUGCUCAAAUUCUGGAAACUUUCUCUUUGGGUGGGCUUAAUCACCUACUACUUUAUUAUAGAACUACCCAGAGCCUUUCCUGAUACUGGGCACAAACGUGGGGAAUAUGUCAGAAAACAGGAAGCCGCUGCUGGGCUUCGUGGGCAAACUCCCCAGUGGGACUGCACUUGGGAACUCAGGCAAGACUCACUGCCCUUUGUGCAUGGGGCUUUUCAAAGCCCCCAGGCUCUUGCCUUGUUUGCACACAGUUUGCACCACGUGUCUGGAGCAGCUGGAACCCUACUCGGUAGUGGACAUCCGAGGGGGCGACUCUGACACAAGCUCUGAGGGGUCAAUAUUCCAGGAACUCAAGCCACCCAGUCUGCAGCCCCAGAUCGGCAUCCUCUGUCCGGUAUGUGACACUCAGGUGGACCUGCCCAUGGGUGGAGUGAAGGCUUUAACCAUAGACCACCUGGCCAUGAAUGAUGUGAUGCUGGAGAGUCUUCGUGGGGAAGGCCAGGGCCUGGUGUGUGACCUGUGCAGCGACAGGGAAGUGGAGAAGAGAUGUCAGACCUGCAGAGCCAACCUCUGCCACUUCUGCUGCCAGGCUCAUAGGCGGCAGAAGAAAACAACUUACCACACGGUGGUGGACCUAAAAGACUUGAAAGGCUACAGCAGGAUCGGGAAGCCCAUUCUGUGUCCCGUGCACCCUGCAGAGGAGCUGAGACUGUUCUGUGAGCUCUGUGACCGGCCAGUGUGCCGGGACUGCGUGGUGGGCGAGCACCGGGAGCACCCCUACGACUUCGCCAGCAACGUUAUCCACAAGCACGGGGACUCCGUGCGGGAGCUUCUCAGAGGCACCCAGCCCCACGUGGAGGCCCUGGAGGAAGCCCUGGCACAGAUCACAGAGAUGAACAGUGCCCUCCAGAAGCGAGUGGAGGCUGUGGCAGCUGACGUGCGAACGUUCUCCGAGGGUUACGUCAAGGCCAUUGAGGAGCACCGGGACAGGCUGCUGAAGCAGCUGGAAGACAUCCGGGUCCAGAAGGAAAACUCCCUGCAGCUGCAGAAGGCACAGCUCGAGCAGCUGCUGGCGGACAUGCGGACGGGCGUGGAGUUCACUGAGCACCUGCUGACCAGUGGCUCGGACUUGGAGAUCCUCAUCACCAAGGGGGUGGUAGUGGAACGGCUCACGAAGCUGAACAAAGUCGAAUAUAGUGCCCAUCCUGGAGUAAACGAUAAGAUACGCUUCUCUCCUCAGCAGAGAGCAGGCCGGUGCCGUGGCUAUGAAGUUUAUGGGACCAUCAAUACGAAAGAGGUCGAUCCAGCUAAAUGUGUCCUUCAAGGAGAAGAUCUCCACAGAGCCCGGGAGAAACAGACAGCCUCUUUCACCCUGCUUUGUAAGGAUGCAGCAGGAGAGAGCAUGGGCAGGGGAGGAGACAGCGUGCACGUCACUGUAGUCCCCAAAGAUAAGAAAGACAGUCCGGUCAGAACGCUGGUACAAGAUAACAAGGACGGGACGUACUAUGUCUCCUAUACUCCCAAGGAGCCUGGCAUCUAUACCGUGUUGGUCUGCGUCAAAGAGCAGCAUGUGCAGGGCUCACCAUUCACUGUGACCGUGAGGAAAAGGCAUCGCUCACACACAGGCGUGUUUCACUGCUGCACGUUCUGCUCCAGCGGAGGCCAGAAAACUGCUCGCUGUGCCUGUGGAGGCACCAUGCCAGGUGGGUACCUGGGCUGUGGCCACGGACACAAAGGUCACCCAGGCCGCCCGCACUGGUCAUGCUGCGGGAAGUUUGCCGAGAAGUCGGAAUGCACAUGGACAGGUGGGGAGAGUGCACCGAGGAGUCUACUCAGGACCGUAGCCCUCUGAUGCUUGUCCGAGCGGUGCCCAGCGCAACUUCAGAUGACCAGAGGACCCCGGACGUUGAUUAAUUCUGAAGAAUCUGAUAGAAUUAAAAACAAAGUGCCUUGUCUUACA
Messenger RNA from Prionailurus viverrinus (fishing cat), 2169 nucleotides. RefSeq names its product tripartite motif containing 45 (gene TRIM45). Gene Ontology annotation, biological process: positive regulation of DNA-templated transcription. Gene Ontology annotation, cellular component: chromatin; nucleoplasm. Gene Ontology annotation, molecular function: zinc ion binding; ubiquitin-protein transferase activity; protein binding. Lineage: Eukaryota; Metazoa; Chordata; Mammalia; Carnivora; Felidae. The transcript has 6 exons. The record is from RefSeq and is a predicted model, not a curated record. The coding region runs from base 319 to 2061 and encodes 580 amino acids.